UUUAAAUUGAAUAAAUUAAAGUGUUAUUAUCGAAAUGUUUACAAAUUUAUUGUCUCUAAAGAUAAUCCAGAAAUUCAAUAUUCAGAUUCAGUAAAUGGUAAUUUGAGACUCAAUUCCAAAGGAACAAACUUAUUCAAUAGUCUGGAUUCAACAAAUAAAUUAAAUUUCAUUAAGAAUUUAACAAUUGGAUUAGCUAAUACAAUACCAAUCGAUCCAAUUCAUUUGAAUUUCAUUAAGGAUCAAAUGGAUUACACAGUUUUACCAUCUACUUUAUUGUUAUCAUAUAAAAUCUUAAAAUCUAAUAACAAUGAAGAAGGUUUGCAGAAAAUUAAUGCUGCCCAAAUCUUAAAUAAUUUAAACAUAUUGAUUAAAAAUAAAUUCAUCACUGGAAUAUCAAAAAACAAUCAUACAAGUUUCAUUGAUGAGAAUCAUGGAUUUAUAUUUUCAAGAAAUUUAUAUGAUCUUUUGGAAGAGUUUAAAAUUGUCAAUAAUGGUAAAAAUAUCCCACAAUUAUUUAUACCAAGUAUAAUUAUCUUGAUAAUAUCGGUUACAUUUAAUUCUAUAUCAAGCAUUUUUAUAGUCAUUAAAGAGAUCAGUAACAAUCAAGAAUUCUAUGAAUGGUUUAAAAAAUAUGUAAACGUUCUGGCAAUCUUUACAGUAAUUUCAAGUACAGAAGUUGAUACAUUGUUGAUAUUAUCAUCAAAAAUGGCUGGAUUGAAACCAUUUUCUGCACCAUUUUCAUCAAAUUCUUUAUCAUUAAUAUUUUGGUGCAGUUUAACAAAUUUUUUUAUUGAAGAUAUACCACAAUUUAUUAUUCAG
Entrophospora candida is the source of this 819-nucleotide messenger RNA. NCBI's taxonomy places the organism in Eukaryota, Fungi, Glomeromycota, Glomeromycetes, Entrophosporales, Entrophosporaceae. The record is from the annotation of a GenBank genome assembly.